AAUGGAGUCCAUUUAGAAACCAAUCUUUAGACUGUGUUCACCAUCAGCGCGGCUCUGAUAUGACUUUUAAAUCUGAUCCCUUCAGGUCGCCAGGAGCCUCCUCUUUCAGCCCCUUUGGCAGAGAUGGGCUCGCGAGCCCUGCAGCUGUGCGCGCCCUCCUUCACUGCCCCUGACAGCUCGUGCAGCAUGCACGUGCAGGCGGCUGUUUUCGGCGACCCCCAGCAGCAGCAGCAGCAGUUUGGAGACGUGAUGCUGCCCAGCAACGGCUACAGCUUCAGCCCCAGAGGAGGCAUGGACUACAGCUCCCCCAUGGCCUCCCAUCCCACCUCCUCCCCUCUGCCCUGGAACCACGCUCUGUCCUCCGAUGUGGACUACUACGGCCAGGGAAUGGCUGCCUACUCCUCAUCCGAGUCCCUGACGCUCUGCAACCCCCUGGAUCCCAACAGCUACUCCCCACAGGACUCCUUCUCUUCUUCCUCCUCAUCUUGCUACGACUCGCCUACUAGGAUGGAGUCCAGCUUCCACAGCUUCCCCUUGGAAAACUACUCCUACCAGCAAUGCGGCUCCCAUCAGGACUUUAUGCCGGGCUGCUGGCCGGCCCAGCAGGAGAGCAUCCCUGUCCCUGAAUACACCCCUUAUUACACCCCCACAGACUAUCCCUACAUCCCACCUGUGGAGGAAAGCUACGCCAGGAAGGAUUUUACUCUGGGAUCUGAAAUGUGUUAUAACGUUCUAUGAUGAG
Molecule: messenger RNA, 742 nt
Organism: Cyprinodon tularosa
Lineage: Eukaryota; Metazoa; Chordata; Actinopteri; Cyprinodontiformes; Cyprinodontidae
Gene: pou2af3
Product: lnc RNA pou2af1
Exons: 2
Coding region: 124-738 (204 amino acids)
Source: RefSeq, a predicted model, not a curated record